Messenger RNA from Hypomesus transpacificus, 1493 nucleotides. Its product is annotated as perforin-1-like. The record is from RefSeq and is a predicted model, not a curated record. Bases 756 to 1145 code for a protein of 129 amino acids. NCBI's taxonomy places the organism in Eukaryota, Metazoa, Chordata, Actinopteri, Osmeriformes, Osmeridae. The transcript has 2 exons.
AUGCAUGACGGAUUUACUGAAGCCAUUGUAGAAUAAAGCCAAAUGUUGUUCCAAGUCAAAGUUUUUUAUUUAUCAUGUAAUUACUGCCAGAGUAAAUUUCUUGUUUGUGUAAACUUACUUGGCGAAUAAAGAUGAUUCGGAUUCUAAUCAUGUAAAACAGGGCAUAUUGAGCAAUGAAAUUCAUGUGACAUGGAAAGCAAAUUGUAAAAACGUAGGUAUAAAAAAAACAUUAAAAGAAGUAAAAAAAAAAGUAUCUAAUAUGAAACCAUACCAAUCCAUACACUAAACACCUAGGAAAAAAUGGGUUUGUACAAUCUUAGACAACCCUUACUUAUAAUUACUUGACAUUGUAUAAAGGGUUAGGGUUAGUACUUAGGGUUACUAACCCUAAGUACUUAACACUUGUUUUCUAUGACUCAGGUGACUUUGGAAAGGACAUGGUGUUCUGGAGAGAGUGGGGGUGCGAGGGCGUGUAACUUCCAAACUGUGGUCCUUUAUAAGAUGGGACAGGUAACAGUGACAUGGUGUUCUGGAGAGAGUGGGGGUGCGAGGGCGUGUAACUUCCAAACUGUGGUCCUUUAUAAGAUGGGACAGGUAACGGUGACAUGGUGUUCUGGAGAGAGUGGGGGUGCGAGGGCGUGUAACUUCCAAACUGUGGUCCUUUAUAAGAUGGGACAGGUAACGGUGACAUGACGGUGUUUGCUGAUACUUCAGCUGACUGAGAACAGUUCCUCCUCAGACCUACUGAGCUGCCCAUGUCUCCCUCCUGUGUGACCCUGGCCCUGGGGCUGCUGCUCCUGGUAGGUACCCAUGCCCAGAUCAAGAUCUUCAACCUGCGUGCCACCAACCUCCCCAGUGACCUCCUGGGCAUCACCGACGCCUACGUCAAGGUGUUCUGCGGCCCCAACGCCCUCGGGAAAACCUCCGUCCGCAAUAACGACAAGAACCCCUGGUGGCUGGAGGAGUUCAAAUCCUUCAAGACCGUGGAGAGCGACGUCCUGAGGCUGGACGUGUAUGACAGCGACGUGCUGCUCGACGACCACCUGGGAACCUGCCAGAGGAAGGUGGAGAGAGGCACCCACCAGCACGAAUGCUUCCUGAAGAAGGGAGGCACGCUCACCUACUCCUACACUCUUCAUCAGUAAAGAUGUGUUAGCUGCUCUCGCAGGGAGGCGUGAGGAUAGUGAUGCAUACAUGCUACUCGACACUCUUCAGCAGGGCAGCAUGGGGAGGUCCCAGUGAGAUCCCCACCAUUAACCAAGCCCAACACCGUUAUCACACCCCAUCUACCUACUCAGAAGCCCCUCCCUGUCUAACAGUCUCUUGAGUGUUACAAGGGUUAGCGUUAGUGUCUAAGUUACGACCUUCACUUACACUGUUGACCCGUAUCCCUUUAGUUGUUGUUUAGUAAUUUCAUCCUACAUUAAGAAAUGUAUCUAUAAAUUUGGCCAACUGUGUUCUAAAUGUAAUCUUUAUGUCUUUUUGGCCUCCAU